Messenger RNA from Paraglomus brasilianum, 2223 nucleotides. The record is from the annotation of a GenBank genome assembly. NCBI's taxonomy places the organism in Eukaryota, Fungi, Glomeromycota, Glomeromycetes, Paraglomerales, Paraglomeraceae.
AUGGCCACUGUGGAUUCCGUGUUUAGUGUAGCGGAUGGAGUCACCGCGAUGAGUGAAAUAGCACAGACUUCUGGUGUUGACCUGCUCAAGAAAUUUGGCUCGGCUGUUUCAGUUGCAGGCGACGCCGUCAAACCUUUUCUCCCAUUAAUAGCAGUCGUCACAGUAACCAUCACUGAAAUCAUAAGAAUAUAUGAUACAGCUCAGCAUAACAAAAGAAUGUGUGGAGCCAUGCAUGACCGAGUGAUUAUGGCGCAAGCUGCCAUUAAGUUACUCGAGCGUCGACAGAAAGAGAACGAGGAAAAGUUUAAGCAGCAGAAUUAUUAUGAUGCUUUUUUGAAAUUUGUAGCUUUGCUUAAGAAAAUCAGGGAUUUUCUUCAAGAUGUGAGUCAACUUAAGGGAUUUAAGAAGUUUAAAGAAGCUAGUGCCGUGGAGAUUAUGUUCACCAAAUUAGCGUCAGAUUUCGACUCUACCAUGAGCUUGCUGCAUUUUGCAGUCGCCAUUUCAACCGAAGACCAACAGAAAUUGGACAGAGAGGCUGUUACAAAAGACUUGGAGGAUAUAAAAAAUUAUCUAGACAAUAUCGCCGGUGGUAUAACGACCAUGGAUCAUAAAAUUAGCUCGGUGCUCGAGGAGAUAUCCAUCAUAAAGGACAAAGUAGCGGCCAAUAAAUCGGUGGACAAAUUGAGUAGUACUUACGAAAUACCACCUGAGGACUUAAAUGAUCCAUUCGAUCCUCGUGCUAACGAUAGUCGUGACAAGGAUAUUACAAGAAAACUUUAUAAGUUUCAGGAGGUCGCCGUAAAGAAACUUGCCUUACCCGAUAAAAAGACAGAUGACGGAUUGAAGGUUGCCAAGGAGCUUACAAUCUUGAAGUCUUUGCAAGAGGGACAACGAAUUAUAAAAUUCUACGGAACUUCAGUAGUCGAUGGUACUCCCGUAAUGGUAUUUGAAUGGGCAGAAAAAGGAUCUUUGAAAGAUUACUACUCUGUCACGAAACCUGUUGACUUUCCAUGGGAAUUGAAAUUGAAAUUAGCUUUGGACAUUUGCCGUGGUAUUGCUUUUCUUCAUGAGACUAGGUACUUGCAUCAUGACAUUCGCUGUCAGAACGUGUUGUUGACAGACGAUUUUGUAGCAAAGCUUGCAAACUUUAAGCUUAGCCGGGGAUUCAAUGAUAAAUCAACUGCGAUAAAGAUAUUUGAUCAUCUUCCCUGGUUAGCCCCUGAGAAAUUAAGGGUAUUAGGCAGGGAAGAUAAAGAAAGAGUCCCGUAUACUCAGAAAUGUGAAAUCUAUAGUUAUGGCAUGCUUCUUUGGGAACUUGGACACCAGAGAAUACCGUACAAGGGCAUGACUCCGAACCAAAUUGAAGCACAUGUCUUGGCUGAUAAGCGAGAAUCUUUCCAAUGGGAUCUUGGUCAACUCCAACAGGGAUACACCAAGAUAAUUCGUGAUGCCUGGCAAGGAGAGCCACGACUGCGUCCAACUAUUUCCGAACUAUUUUUGGAACUCAACAAACUUCAGAAGAAACAUUUCCCAGAUGCGCGUACUCCAAAUUUCAAACCGGCUACUCCACCGGCUGUAGAAAUUUCUGCACUAAGUCUAGAUACGCCAGUCCUUGGUGACACUUACAAAAAUGCAGGAGAUUCUCCUCAUAGGAAAUCUGUCUCUCUGAAUCUGCCUAGCUGUGAUUUACCGCCUGAAUUCGAGUUUGAAUUGUUUGUUCCCGUCGAGGAAAUUAUUUCUCUGGAUGAAGGCAUCACGGCACAUAGAACCAACGAUAAAGAGAAAGCUUGGAAAUGCUUCGAGGCUCACGCCAAAUUGGACAAUCCCCAGGCUAUAUAUUGGAAAGGAUACUACUUAUGGGAAGGAUACGUUGUUGCAAAGGAUAGAAAAAAAGCAGCCGAACUGUUCAAAAAGGCUGCUGAUGAUGGUAUUGCAGAUGCUCAGUUACGAUAUGCAUUCUGCAUGGUCAACAGCGAAGGAAUCAAGUUUGAUAAAGAACUGUUUAUGCAUUAUUUGAUCCUUUCUGCUGAUAAUGGAAAUCCGUCAGCACGUUAUAACCUGGCAGAUGUUUAUUUGAACGGAAAGUUGGGCAUUCCAAAGAAUGAGCAAGAAGGCGUGAGGUAUUUGAGACUUGCAGCUCUCAAGGAUCAGCCAAAAGCACGGGACAUGUUAAGGGCUUUGAAGGAAAAGGGUGUAGAUGUUGGGGAUCUUAAUGACCUUUAA